ACACCGGGGAGAAGCCUUACCAGUGUGCCGUCUGCGGCAAGCGGUUCCGCGAGUCCUUCCACCUCAGCAAGCACCACGUGGUGCACACCCGCGAGCGGCCCUACAAGUGCGAGCUCUGCGGCAAAGCCUUCGGCUACCCCCAGAGCCUGACCCGGCACAAGCAGAUCCACCGGCUGCCGUUGCCCUGCGGGGCGGGGGGGGCGGGGGCCCCCCCCCCCGGGGCGCGAGAGCUACAGCUGCGGCGAAUGCGGCGAGCGUUUCCCCGACCUCUUCCGCGCCGUCAACCACAAGGAAGCCCACGCCGGGGAGAAACCCUACGGCUGCGACGCCUGCGGCAAAGCUUUCGGCUUCAUCGAGAACCUGAUGUGGCACAAGCUGGUUCACCAAGCCGCCCCCGAGCGGCUGCCGGGGGCCCGCCGGCCGAGAGCGGGCUGCAGCUGCCCGAGGAGCACCCGGUAGUGCCGAGCGGCGAGCGUUUCACCUGCGGCACCUGCGGGCAGAGCUUCAAGCAUUUCCUGGGGCUGGUGACCCACAAGUACGUCCACCUGGUGCGGCGGACGCUGGCCUGCGGCGUCUGCGGGCAGAGCUUCGCCGGCGCCUACGACCUGCUGCUGCACCGGCGCCGGCACCUGCAGAAACGCCAUUUCGGUUGUUCGGUUUGCGGGAAGCGGUUUUGGGAAGCGGCGCUGCUGAUGCGGCACCAACGCUGCCACACCGAGGAACGGCCUUACCGCUGCGCCGUCUGCGGCCGCGGUUUCCUGCGCUCCUGGUACCUGCGGCAGCACAAGGUGGUGCACACCGGCGAGCGCGCCUACAAGUGCGCCCUCUGCAACAAGCGCUUCGCCCAGUCCUCCAGCCUGGCCGAGCACCAACGCCUCCACGUCGUCGCCCGCCCCCAGCGUUGCCAAACCUGCGGCAAGACCUUCCGUUACCGUUCCAACCUCCUGGAGCACCGCCGCGUUCACCUGGGCGAGAAGGUUUACCGCUGCGAGCUUUGCGGCAAGAGCUUCUUCUACCUGUCCUCCAUCCUGCGGCACCAGCGCUCGCACCGCCCCCCCAGCCCGCGGCCCCCCCACCGCGACCUGCGCUGCUCCCCCUGCCUCAAGCUCUUCAAGGACCCCAAGGCAAACACCUGCAGACCCACCAGGGCGGGCGCCCCUUCAACCUUCAAACCU
This is a messenger RNA of Aptenodytes forsteri (emperor penguin), 1175 nucleotides long. RefSeq names its product zinc finger protein 865. The record is from RefSeq and is a predicted model, not a curated record. Gene Ontology annotation, biological process: regulation of transcription by RNA polymerase II. NCBI's taxonomy places the organism in Eukaryota, Metazoa, Chordata, Aves, Sphenisciformes, Spheniscidae. Gene Ontology annotation, molecular function: DNA-binding transcription activator activity, RNA polymerase II-specific; RNA polymerase II cis-regulatory region sequence-specific DNA binding. The annotation marks the transcript as partial. The transcript has a single exon. Gene Ontology annotation, cellular component: nucleus.